AUGCCCGCCUCACCACUACCAAUGCCUCCUAUCACAGCUCCGCCUGGUCCUAUGCCACCACCGCCAAUUCCACCAGCCCCAGGUCCAGUUUUGCCCAUCACAUCGGCUCACAAGACAGCUAAUGAUGCUUAUAAUGGAGUCUCCAAAGAUCUAUCCUUCCACCCAACCGCCUGGCACAUACGGAAAGGAGAUCGUGGUUCAAUCGAACGUGUUUGGCAUCGAUGUAGAGAACGAGAUCGAACUUUUCCAAUACAGUGUCUGAUUCGAGCUGAUGUAGCUUUGAAUAAAGAAGUUGUUUUCACCAAGAAAGGAAAAGAAGAUUUUGUCGUGCUUGACAGGCAUGAGAAGUGCUGCACGGUGCUAUACUAUGCUUCCGAAACUCACGAUGAUUUCUUUCAAUCCGAGAUGAAUUGCCUGAUCUAUGAUGGACAAAGCAUGCUCUAUUCUUCGAUAGAUCUAUUCUCCAACCGAUUGAAUACAGAAAACAAAUCAAGGACCUUCCAAAUAGACGGAGUUGAGAUCGGACACAAGGAUUUUCAAAAAUUGCCGUGCAUCAAAUUGGAAAUCAGUGCCACUAAAAACCCUAGCGUCAAGUUCAAUCGGAAGAACGUCGGCAAAAGAUCAGCUGAUCAAAACAUGCUGGCAGUCAACACUGCUUACCGUAAUAUCCUGGAGCUUGCCCUCAACCAAUCAUGCGUUCAAGACUACCACCGAUGUGCCGUUUUCGAACACGGAAAAAUUUUCUUCAUCAGACCAACUGAGGAGGGAUUCCUUAGUCGUGAUUGUGUUGAUGUUGGUGAUGGAAAACGGAUGAUGCCGGGAAUCAAAAAGACUGUUCAGUUUGUUGAAGGACCGUGCGGACGUGGAGAAUGUAAUCCGGCAGUUGUGAUCGAUGGAAUGAAAGUGGCUUUCCACAAAGAGCAACCCAUCAUCGAGAAGCUUCAAGAAGUCGUCACCUCUGACUUUAGUAAAGGGUUGAAAGAAGGGGAAAGAGAGCGAUGUGUAGGUGUCAUCAAGGGCCUCGAUUGUUAUUCCAACUAUAUUGGUCGUUUACGUCACCUCAAGAUCGAAGGAAUCCACCACGAGGGCGCUUCAAAGGCUCGCUUCCAAUUGAAAGACGGUAAUUCUUCGACUGUUGCGGAGUACUUCCAAAGCAGAUGGAAUAUUACUCUCAAAUAUCCUGAUGUCAAUCUCAUUUGCUGCAAGGAAAGAGGAAUGUCAAUUUCUACCCAAUGGAGCUCAUAUACAUCUCUCCAAACCAGCGUUGCUGUGCCGCCGGACGUUCGCCAACGAAUCAUUAUGACAGGAAAAGCGGCUGCUAAGAUCUCUGGAGAUGCGGUUCUAAACAAGUUGGGUGUCCAGAUCUGCGAAGCUCCGCUACUCGUCCGUGCUCGUCAGUUUCCUCCGGUCAAAAUCGCCUUGAAUCCAACCAGCUCUGCAAUUCCGCAAAAAGAAAAUAAAUGGCGAAUCGGGCAAUACUCAAGACCAGCUGUUGCUCCAAAAAUCUGGGCAAUGUACGCGGUCGGAACACCUUCUAGCCGAUUCUCACAGCCUCAACUAGCGAAUUUCGCCAGAGAAUUUGUGAAGGUAGCUCAACAGAAAGGCAUUCAGCUGGAUCCGCCAAAGGAUUGUCAAUGUGUUCUCGCAACAGAAAUUGAAUCACAAUUAGCUGCAGCACAUAAAGCCAGUUGCGAAUUCGUCUUCAUCAUCACGGACGACGCAAUCACUAAUCUUCACCAGAAGUACAAGAUGAUUGAAUCCUUGCAAUCUAUCGUGAUUCAAGACAUGAAAAUGACGAAAGCAUUAAGUGUGAUUGACUCAGGAAAGAGACUUACUCUGGAGAAUGUGAUCAACAAGACCAAUGUGAAGCUUGGCGGAAGUAACUACAUUUUUACGGAUACCAAGAAGUACCUUGACAGAGUGCUCGUCAUCGGAAUCGGCAUAUCUCAGCCACCACCUGUAACUAAAUUCAUUGUGGAAGGAAAAGGUUUCCUGAGCCCACAGAUUAUUAGUUUCUCGUAUAAUGGAAAACAAAAGCAAGAAUUUGCUGGAGAUUUUGUUUUAUGCCCCGCUGGACAGGAUGUAAAUGGUUUUUCCGCUUCAAAACUGAUUAUUUCGUUACAGACUUUGUCUUCAAUCGAAGACAUCAUGAAGGAAUCCAUCCUGGGAUACAAGAAAUGCCACGAUGGCACCGAUCCUGAAACCGUGAUUGUGUACCGAAGCGGAGUCAGUGAGGGGAACCACGGCAAUGUCAUCGCCUACGAAAUUCCACUGGCUCGUGCUGGUAUAAAUGAAGUCUCCAAAUCGGUCAAAUUGGUGUACAUCGCUGUGUCGAAAGAUCACACCUAUCGUUUCUUCAGAAAUGAUUUGAUAAUUCGAAAAAAAUCGUUUCGGUCGUCGCAAUCACAACUCAAACCCUGCGACAUCAACAUUCCACCAGGGAUUUCAAUCGAUCACAUGGUUACAAACCCGGCUAUCAAGCAGUUUUUCCUGAACUCGCACAUCGCUCUGCAGGGAUCGGCAAAAACUCCCCUCUACUCGAUCCUAGCAGACGAUACGCUAGCCAGUUUGGAGAGUUUGGAGGAGCUGACAUACAACCUAUGCCAUCUCCAUCAAAUUGUCGGACUUCCCACCUCCAUUCCAACGCCACUAUACGUAGCCGCCGAGUAUGCCAAACGAGGAAGAAAUUUGUGGAAUGAAGCCAACUUGAAAAACCCACUCAUUCGUUCUGGCUCCGAGAGAGAACAGCUUCGAGCAGCGACCCACUCCAUCAACUACAAGCAUACAGGCGACUUCUCCGACCGUCGUGUGAAUGCUUAA
Molecule: messenger RNA, 2820 nt
Organism: Caenorhabditis briggsae
Lineage: Eukaryota; Metazoa; Nematoda; Chromadorea; Rhabditida; Rhabditidae
Exons: 11
Coding region: 1-2820 (939 amino acids)
Molecular function (GO): RNA binding; protein binding
Source: RefSeq, a predicted model, not a curated record